AUGGCAACCCGCCGCAUCAUCAACAGCGAAAAGACCAUCCUCGAAAAAGACGACCAGACCGAAGAGUCCAACAUAUCCCCCGCCGUCCCCAGUUCCCCCUUCCUUCCUCCCUUGAUAAACAGAGAUGUCAUUGUCAAGCUUCUCGGCUUCACAUUCGCCAUGAUUGUGGCCCCCAUAGGCUCGUACUUUCUGACCGUCCACACCAUUUUCAAAGGUCAGCGUCUCUCGCGUGCAGCCACGGCCUCGGGGGGCCUGGCCGCUCUUCUGGCCAACGUGGUGCUUAUAACCUACAUUAUCGUGGCAAUGAAGGAGGACGAUUCCGCCAGACCGAAGCCAGAGACGAAAAAGGACCAAUAG
Metarhizium album ARSEF 1941 is the source of this 357-nucleotide messenger RNA. RefSeq names its product Vacuolar ATPase assembly integral membrane protein VMA21-like domain protein. Gene Ontology annotation, biological process: vacuolar proton-transporting V-type ATPase complex assembly. The coding region runs from base 1 to 357 and encodes 118 amino acids. Lineage: Eukaryota; Fungi; Ascomycota; Sordariomycetes; Hypocreales; Clavicipitaceae. The transcript has 3 exons. Gene Ontology annotation, cellular component: endoplasmic reticulum membrane. The record is from RefSeq and is a predicted model, not a curated record.